GUGUUCAAUAUUCUUAAUCACUUAAAAGUAGUUCCCGAUAAACUGUUCUAAAAAGCAUGUGAUUCUAACUUCUCACUUUCUAACAUAGAAAAAUGUAGGAAGAACCUGGAAAAUAUUUAGAAUCUCUGGAGUAUUCCUAAAAUAGAAGAUGUAAGAAGUGACCAUAUGAAACUUCUUCUAACGUUGAGGAAAUGUCGGGAAAAGAUGAUAGGCCUCGUGCCAGUACUCUGGACGAAGACUGGAUGAAGAAACUAAGAGAACUGCACCCAGUAUCACCCCCACGAUCUGGCUCUGAUCCACUAGCUAAGAUCGUGUCUAGACCAACACACCUGACUAAACCUACUAGCGACCGAAACGAGACAGUCUCGCGACACGAGACUGUCUCUCGACACGAGUCACGAGACAGACAGAGGACAGACAGUGGAGCCAGUAAUGAUCCUAGACAUCACCUUCACCAUCAACAAAGUGAUCCUGUUGCUUCCACCAACUUCCUGGACGUCUUACGACAGCCCUCAAAACCACGCCACAAAAGUGACAGUGAUUACCGUUACGUGAGGUCUGACAGUGCUGCUAAAACUUCUCCCCCAACUGAGAAGACCAGGACCAACAGGCAACACAGUAAACAAGCAGCCCCCUACUCUGCACAUGGAAAGAUGGAGAAAGACCCGAGAAUAUCGAACUUAAACAGGCUCCAUACGCGAGCAUUCGCUCAUAUUGAUGCAGCGCUCAACUAUGACGAGCAAAAAGAUGAGGAAAAUGCCAUAGCAGAGUACAAGAAAGGGCUCAAUAUCAUGGACGACGCUUUAAAGAUGCCUGUAAACAACAGCGACUGUGUUGGACGUGACUGGGAUAAAGCAAGACUUCUUUACAAGAAAAUGGAAGCUAAUAAAUCCAAUAUAAAGGGCAGACUUGACAAGUUAGUGGUGGAGAAGCUGGUUCGAGAUGGUGGAAAUGCGCCAAAGUCCAGUGUCCCAAAGUCCAGUGUCCCAAAGUCCAUUGGAAAGAAGCCGUUACUCCGAAAAUCAAGUCGCGACGUCUUAGAUUCUAAAAGGAUGGGCGUGAAAAAGGCCACCACCCCUGUUAACGCCAAAUGCACAUGGGGUGGCACCCCAACCCCAACUCCCACUUCGGCUUAUUCUCGUCCCGGUGCCAGAAUCUCCCGCACGUCUGUUCCCAAGACCCCUGUUGGGGCUGCUGGUCACAUCAGCUCCUGCAAAGCUCUCAAAAACAUCGACAGCAAGUUAAAGAAUAUUAUACUCGACGAAGUUGUGUCAGAUAAGCCGGGAGUGACGUGGGGCGAUAUAGCCGGACUUGACAACGCCAAACAAACCCUCCAGGAAAUAGUGAUAUUACCUACGCUAAGACCGGACCUAUUCAAUGGACUGAGGGCUCCUGCCCGGGGUCUCUUGUUGUUUGGGCCCCCUGGUAACGGUAAAACUAUGUUAGCUAAAGCUGUGGCUACUGAAGCCAGCUGUACAUUCUUCAACAUCAGUGCAGCGUCACUGACCUCUAAAUACAUCGGUGAUGGAGAGAAAUUAGUGAAGGCUCUGUUUGCAAUAGCUACAGAGAUUAGUCCUGCUAUAAUAUUCAUUGACGAGAUUGACUCGCUCUUGACUGAAAGACGGGAAAACGAACACGAGGCUACUAGGAGACUAAAAACAGAGUUUCUUGUUCAGUUUGAUGGAGUUGCUUCACAACAAGACAAGCGGAUCUUAGUAAUGGGAGCCACAAACAGACCACAAGACCUGGACGAUGCUGCUCUGAGACGACUUGUAAAACGUGUUUAUGUUCCUCUUCCCGAGGCUAAAACCAGAUUCAUGAUAAUACAGAAGCUACUUGAUAAGCAUUCCGCACCGCUAACCGAAGAUGAAAUGUCAAUACUUGCCAGAAAGACAGAGGGAUACAGUGCAAGUGAUCUGACAGCUCUAGCACAGGACGCAGCGUUCGGACCCAUAAGGGAAAUAGCCCCUGACAAAGUAAAGGAUAUCCCCGCCAAUGAAAUCAGAAAAAUACAGUUUUCUGACUUUGCGAACAGUCUUAAAACUAUCCGACCCAGUGUUAAUAAGGACUCGCUAGGUGGGUUUGAGAAAUGGAACAACGACUAUGGAGCGAAAUGACAGCGUUCAUUUUUUAGUGCGGUUUUCCGAGAUGAGAAUGCAAGUUGCAGUGCAAGAGUGCAGUUAACAUAUGCACGUGCUCAUUACAGUGACCACACGUGCUUGAUUUGGUUGUGUGACACGUUCAGUAGUAGAUGUAAUGAAUUGGCGAUUUAUACGUUUUUGUAAUAGUGGUGGGGACAGAUAAUUUAUCUUUUUUUGGUAGAUCUUAAUUCUAUUUGGCCUCAAUAAAUUUAUAUUUAAGUUAAUUAAGACUUAAUCACUGCUAUCAUUACAUAUUUAGCUGGUUUGUGGGUCGAUGAGCAAUAUUGAAAUAUUGUUAUCUUCGUGAUUGACGACUAGUUUUUAUCUUCAGUUAGAUUUUAAUAAGAAUCGUUGCAAUAAUGAAUAAUUAUGUUACGAUUUAGUUUCACUUCUAUUUUGUGAUAUAAUGUAUUAUAAAUCAUUCAAGUGAGGUGUUACAAUUCUUUUUACAAUUAAAAACCGUUCAA
Messenger RNA from Bolinopsis microptera, 2608 nucleotides. RefSeq names its product spastin-like. Gene Ontology annotation, molecular function: ATP binding; ATP hydrolysis activity. The transcript is spliced from 10 exons. Bases 192 to 2117 code for a protein of 641 amino acids. The record is from RefSeq and is a predicted model, not a curated record. Lineage: Eukaryota; Metazoa; Ctenophora; Tentaculata; Lobata; Bolinopsidae. Gene Ontology annotation, cellular component: microtubule cytoskeleton.